Dimorphilus gyrociliatus is the source of this 1050-nucleotide messenger RNA. The record is from the annotation of a GenBank genome assembly. Lineage: Eukaryota; Metazoa; Annelida; Polychaeta; Dinophilidae.
GCUCUUGCUUCCGUUUGAGUUACGUUGAAGUAACUUCUCGCUAAAGAAGAUAUUAAGGAGAGGGCUAAAGACUAUUCGGUUUUCUUUUUUAAAUAGAAAGUCUCGACGUAUGAAAUAUUUAGCAAACCACGUACAAAAUAAUUCAAGAUGUGGAUUGUCACUGGUACUAUUGCUGUCUGUCAUAGAGCUAACGGGAGGGGAGGAGAAGGAAUGAAAGGUGAACGGCUUGGUAAAAUGACGAAUUUCGGUUGGAGAAGAAUCGUUGGAGAGAAAGGAUCUGGUAUAUUUUUAAGCAUGGUUCUUAUAACUAUUUGUAUGGCGUGCUUGAGUGCAAAUGCUAGCUUAGAUAAGGAAGAAAUAGCCUUAAAGAGUGUAAAGAAAGCUGAAGCACCGGCAUAUUUUGAAUACGAUGUCAUCCAAGGAGAUAUGCCAGAGCCGGAAGUUCAUAAACCAAAGCCAAGACCAAGAGAUUCUGAAGUUCCUGGAACUUUUAAUAUAUUGAAGCACAAACGUAUUGAAGAUUGUCAGGUUAAAAGUUCCGAGUAUGGUUUAAACGGGUGGUCAAAAUCGUUAGUUCAAGAAGUUAUAGAUCAGAAUUUGCUCUAUUUAGCGGUAUACAAUUUGGAUAUGCGUAACAGAAUUCAUGCUGUCGCCACACUAUUUGAGGAGGAGGUCCCAAAUUUACAUAUUGCCGAUAUUGCUUCUUUUGUUCUAAGCUCACAGAAGGAUAAGGCAAUUCAGUUCGGUUCGACCAUUUUCCACAUGAAAUUCAUCCAUACAGACUGCUAUGCUGCUACCGGAAUCGCUCAAACAAACAAAGGUCAAAACCUCACAAUGUUUGCCGCUGCCGCUCCGAAAUCUGAUAAUGCAGCCUUUAUAGUAAUAGGUAUAACCGACACCUCAUUGGACGAAGGUCAAUGCGAGAGUAGCGUCGCAAGACUAACUGACUGCUUUCCAUUAGAACCCAGUCGACCGCGUAGUUUUGUUGUAGAAGAUGAAUCAAAUGCCUCAUAUACUCCAAUUAUUAGGACGGACUCAAAAACAAAAUGA